AUUUCUUCUUCUUAAAUCAAAUAUAACAUCAAAUUUUUUUAUAUACAUUUACCCUAUAAGAAAGAUGGUUAUAGUGUAAUCCCCGUAAGGUGCUGGCAACGAAAAAAAAAAAGUCUCAGUUUAUUUUAGGGUUUAAGAUUUAGAGUUAAAAAGGAUGAAAUUCCCUAGUAAAAAACUAUUACCACUGCUUAUUUUCAUCCUCUCUUGCCUUUCCGUUCUCAGACUCCUUAAACUCGCAAUUACUUCUUCAGAUCCUUCGUCUCAAGCUGCUGCUUUGUUAUCGUCGCUUCAACGGGAGUGUUCGUCACCUUCCGAAUGCAGUAAGAUUCAAUCAAAUGCGGCCAAUGCGACGCUUCUUUCCCCAAAGGAAUUCAUGCUUCUUUCUGAUCUUGUUACACGGAAAACACCUUGUAAUCUCCUUGUGUUCGGUUUUCAACCGCAGUAUAUCGACCUCUCGUCAAUAAACGCCGGAGGGAUCACUCUUUUUCUCGAGGACAAUCAUUACAAGAUAAGCAAUUUUGAAGCCAGUUCAAAUCAGACUCGAAUUUAUAAGGUCAAGUACGGAGUACCUGCGAAAAAGGCAUACAAGCUACUCAAACAUGCUAGGGGAAACCCUACUUGUUCCCCAAGCAUAAAUCUACUCCAACAAUCAACUUGCAAAUUGGCAUUGAGGGAUUUGCCACAACAAGUGUAUGAGCUUAAAUGGGAUGUCAUUGUGGUUGAUGGCCCAAUCGGGGACUCACCCGACGCACCGGGCAGGAUGUCGACUAUCUACACCGCUAGCAUGUUAGCGAGAGCCACAGCCAGGAAUAUGACUGAUGUCAUGGUGCACGACGUUCAUCGGACAAUCGAGAAAUGGUUUUCUUGGGAGUUCUUGUGCGAAGAGAAUUUGGUUUCUGCCAAAGGAAAAUUAUGGAACUUUAGGAUCUCCUCCGAUCAAUCCAAUUCUACACGGUUUUGCUCUUCCGAGACUGUUCAUAUACGGUAAUAUCCUUAUUUUGUUUUGCGGCAAAAGAACAAAAACAUUCCCUGCAUCGUUAAUGCUGGAAAUUAGGGCUUCAACAAAGGCAUAUGAUAUCUUAAUUUUCAGCGUUAGAGAGUGCCAUGUAACUAAACUUGUCCAUACAGGUCGAGUCGGAUUGCAAUUUUAUUUUAUUUUGUCAUAAUGAAUUUUUGGAACUCUAAUUUCCUUUUAAAAA
Gossypium arboreum is the source of this 1199-nucleotide messenger RNA. Its product is annotated as protein IRX15-LIKE-like. Gene Ontology annotation, biological process: xylan biosynthetic process. Lineage: Eukaryota; Viridiplantae; Streptophyta; Magnoliopsida; Malvales; Malvaceae. The transcript has a single exon. The record is from RefSeq and is a predicted model, not a curated record. Bases 155 to 988 code for a protein of 277 amino acids.